AUGACACAGGGCAGGCUUGACCUGACCAAUAUGGUGCGUGAGGCCAUCCUGCGUGAAGUCUUGCUCAAGUGUCAAGACGGUGUGGUUUGCCGAUUACCGAGAGGCUUCGGCAACGACCUUGCGACAAAGUAUGGUUGCCACGUGUCGUCCGUUCGUCGCAUCAUAGCUCGAGAAAAGGCACAGGAUAUAGCGUCUGGAAACAUGCAAGUGUGUGUAGCUAACAGAAAGAAACGUCGCGUUGGCCGGAAGAUAAAGUACACGGCUGCCCAGGCGCGAGAAAAGCUCUUGCAGGUUCCACUGCGAGAGCGUACAUCAUUGCGAUCCAUCUCCGCCAAAACCGGCGAGAAGCCACCCGAGCGCAAGUGCAAGAGCAAGCGAUUCAUUACGAAGGUUAUGUUCUUGACGGCGGUGGCACGGCCUCGGCUCAACGAGGACACCGGUGUUUGGUGGGACGGCAAAAUCGGAACGUGGCCCUUCGUCAAGCAAGCCGCGGCUCUUCGCUCAAGCGUCAACCGAGAAGCUGGCACGAUUGAAACCAAGGUCAUCAGCGUCACAAAGGAUGUCUACCGUGAGUACCUGCUGGGGAAACAUGACAACGCCCGGACACACGUAACCACGUCCGACGCCAAGCUACAGGAGAGUUUCCGUCAAUAUGCGGCACAAGCGUGGUUUCUUGCCCCACAGCCGGCAAACUCGCCUAACCUCAACGUCUUGGACUUGGGCUUCUUCGCAGCACUGCAGUCCCUACAACAUCGUGAGUCCGCGCGCACCAUCGAUGACUUAGUGGCCAAUGUGGCGAAAGGAUUCAAGGACUAUCCGUUCGAGCGGCUCGAUCAUACCUUCAUGACGUUGCAAUCUUGUCUACUGGAGACCAUCAGAGUGGGAGGAUUCAAGGACUAUCCAUUCGAGCGGCUCGAUCAUACCUUCAUGACAUUCCGCACUUGGGAAAGCAGCCCGACAGAAGACUACCGCGACGGCACGGCCAAGUUGAGCGCUAUCGACGCGGUCGCGUAUGAACGUGCUGUGGAGACAGAGUUGGAUGAGCUUCCGACGGCUGACGAACUGUCGACGUUCCUUGAGAGCAUGGCCCUGGACUCCGAAGUCACGGCUGCCUUGGAAGCUGCAGGACUUGAAGCUAUUGAAUUAUGA
Aphanomyces astaci is the source of this 1149-nucleotide messenger RNA. RefSeq lists its product as hypothetical. The record is from RefSeq and is a predicted model, not a curated record. Lineage: Eukaryota; Oomycota; Saprolegniomycetes; Saprolegniales; Verrucalvaceae. The transcript has 4 exons. The coding region runs from base 1 to 1149 and encodes 382 amino acids. Gene Ontology annotation, molecular function: nucleic acid binding.